Messenger RNA from Porites evermanni, 5116 nucleotides. Lineage: Eukaryota; Metazoa; Cnidaria; Anthozoa; Scleractinia; Poritidae. The record is from the annotation of a GenBank genome assembly.
AUGAACUUUCAAUCAAAUUGGUGGCUUCUAAUAGGCACCGUAUUGAGUCAAGUUUGGUUGCUCUCUGCACUUCCCAAGAAAAAAACCUCCUUAAAGCAACGAUGGAGACAGGAAUCGAGGCCAGCCGACAGUGAAAGAGUUAAAAAGGUAGGCAACUUCACGCUGGGAAAGGCACAUAAGAACUUACGGUAAUUAAAUUUCCUUCAAUUCACCGUGAAAAAAAAAAAAAAAAUCUUGGGAAGUUAGCAUGGGAACAACAUUGAAAAAGGUUUUUUAAUUUUAUUAUUUGAUGCCGUGUAAGUUACCAUAUCAGUGGAUAUAUGGUAAAAUUAAAAACUGGGACCAGUCACCAGCUACACUUCAGAGGCGUCGUUACCAAUAAAGGAGGAUUAAUAUUAGAGCGAUGUAAUUCUGCUAGUUGUAUGACUCUCAUUGAAGCCCAAUAUAGGUCAACUGUUCUGUCUAACACUGAAAUUGUUUUAGGUUAAAGCUGCAUCGGCAUCCUUUGCCGUCGAUAUCUAUAUUGUUUAUGUACAGUCACAAUAAUACUUACUAAUUGUGUUUCGAAAUCAAAACAAAUUUACAGAAAUAAUAAUUUACCAGCGUUUGUACUUGGCUUAAACAUUUCCGUGAUCCCAGUUAUAUAUUAAAGAGCAAUAAAGGGCUGAAGGAUUAAAUAGUUCUGACAGAAGAAUAUUAUGGUUAAAUCUUACAAAGAGGUGUGUAUUUAAUUAUUCGAUGAAUGAAAAAAAACAUCACUGAUGGGUAAUUAUAUAGCAAUAUUUUCUUCUCAAUCUAGUUAAAGCUAAUGUGGAUCAACCAGUAAAGAUUUGCUUUGGAAGUGAAGCUAUAUUUCGGUCAUAUCUAUUGAGCCCUUGCUUUUCAAAUCACUUUUCUGAAGGCGUCAGUGAUUCCACCAAAGGAACACUAACUGCACUUUAUAGGUCAACUAUAUAACUGCAACACCAGUUCUUAUACAUCAUUUUUUAUGCAGUCUGUCGUGGUUGUAAUUUUAAUCUCGUUCUUCGAAUUGUUAGUGAAGGAGACAACUUGUUUUGCCAGUUUUCUUAGAAAAAUGUCCCAAAAUAAACAACAUAGCUUAUAAUCAGAUUUAUUUUCAUACAGGGCCUGCUGCCAUUUCCACAGCUGGAUUCCGAUGAAAUGCCAUCAGUUGCUGACAGUGGAGCACAGAGAGCCCAACCGCGCAUGCUUGCCCCAGGAUAUUAUUCUCAAGAAUGUAAUGCUCACAAACGUUGUGACCAGGGUAAUCCAAUAAUUAUAUGUGCUAGGUUUACUCAGAAUCAUUGUACUCUUUUUUGUUCGUUUGUUUUUUAAGAGGUCUUAACUAUAGCUUGUGCCUGUCUCUGACAGUAACAUGGUGAAAGGAUAUUAGGAAACGCGUGAUUUCAUUCUUGGAGCCUGGAACAGUCUAAAGAGGUCCUAAAGUUUGCUGAAUGUUGUUAAUUAAAAAUCCAGUCUUAAAUAAUAUUGAUGAUUUUAUACGUACAGAAAGAUGGUAUACAAUAUCGGCAAUGUACAGUUACCCUAUAUUACGUGCGCCACUCAGUAUGUGUCGAUUUUCCACUCUGCAAAAUAAUAGCUUCGUAAGAACCUAUCACACAAAUUUGUACAAGACUGCAGCAUAAGCUACCCAUUUUCGCUUGAAGGAGAAAGACAAAUUCGCUGAUCAAUUUGACUUUAAUUUUUUUUUAGGAAAAUAUUGCCACAUGUUUCUAUGCGUUCAUUGUCUAAAGGAAAAUGUUGCGUGCACACAAAAUGGCCAGUGUUGUAAAGGACAGUGUACUUACGGUCGAUGUAAGAAAGACGCAGCCCCAGGGGCACCUGGGACAUUUUGUGACCGACACGAUGAUUGUAAAGAUCCACCAGGAACAUGCUGUGUGAGGUUUGUACAAAAAAUGUUUGAAAUUUUCUGACGUUUGAGAGACAUGGGACGAAUCAGAGUCAGAAAUUAUUAAUCUGACGGCACGGUUGAGAGGCGCGCGAGGGGUUGUGGGAUAGUUUCGAGCUAUUCAUGGCUUUUGUGAGAGGUUUGUACCAUUCUACGUUAGCUCAGUCGUCGUGAUCGUUUUCGUUUUGUUGUAUAAAGUUUCUUUUCCGUUGUCUCAUAUUCUUUCGAGUUCAGAAUAACAUAUGUUUGGGUACUUUAUGUAUUUAUGCAUUUGGUCCUACGCUCUUUUGGAAUUACGUAGUUAUUUUUGCAGUAGUGUAUAACAUAACAACGUAUUUAGCCUUCUAUGUUUUCGCUUGAGCCUUCUCCCGGGGUUUUUGUGCCACUGCAUAAGUAGGGAUAUUUGUUUCCACAGAUUUUUUGGCCACUUCUCAAGGGUGUUUAACUGGUUUUUCGUGUCUGGCUACAUGUUCUAGCUUAGAAGAUAUGAUAGCGUUUUGCUAUAGCUAUUGCAUUGAAAUGACUUAACUAGGAUACGUUUUCAUCAGAUGACUAACCAACUUAUCCUAAAUAAACUUUUCAUUUAAUGCCUCGUGUUAGUGAAGUCAGAAUCUCAAUCUUCAAUGCAAUCGUAAAUGUACAGUGGAACCUCUAUUCAGAAGACAAAUAACUAGGGACCAAGGCAAGAGUCCCCUGAAAAGAGGUCUCCCAUGAAUGGAGGUUGGGCUGUGAGGUUUGUUAAUAAACCAAACAAACAAAUUAUUUUUUCCUUUAUUCUGCCUCGGAAUCUGCUACAGUCAUUAUUUCAAACAGCUAGAUAAUGUCUAAAACAAUCGCGAUAAAAUUAUCUCUACGAUGUUGUGUGUUGACUCCCACAAGUGCAAUACAUCGAUUUAAGUGAGAUUGUUCAUCUUUUGGAAGCUGUCGCCACAUUUUGUGACUAGUAAACAUUUAUAUUUAUCAAUGUGUACACUUAAAAUUAAAUUUAGGUGUCCCCUGAUUGGAGGUUAAACUUGGUUUUAAGUGUCCCAGAAGAAAGGUUGCACUGUAAAAUUUUUUUUCCCUGAGAAGGUAGACCAAGUUGCUAUAAAGUUUUGAGAUUGAGCCCUUUCGUAACAUUAACUGAAAAUGACCUUUCUAGUUAAAAUUAGGUUUAGAACAGUUUCAUAAUUAUUAUAAUGAUUAUGAUUUCUUUCUUCUCUUCUAUCGGAAAACCGAGGAAUUCUACCAUAAGCCUGCGGUCAGCAUACCUCAUUUCACCGCACUUUCACAAAUCCCUGUUUUGUCAUUAACUGGAAUUUGAAUAAUUAUGUAAUGAUAUGAUUUUUUUUUUAAUGAUAAUGGUGAGAUUUAUUUUUCUGUGAACAUCUAUUUCUCGUAGAGAACCAGCUAUUAACCCUCAUAUUUCGGUUUGCAAACCUCCUUUGGAGGAAAACAUGGUAUGUGGCCCAAUCAAUUACUUUAAAAACGUCUACAUCGGAGCUCAAGUCCAACAAGCGUGUGGGCCAUGCAAGGCGGGACUGGUUUGUAAACAAGUUGGGUAAGUUUUUUUUGCUUUUUUUGCUUUUCUUUGCUUUGUUUUAGAAAACGAAAAUCUCAAACGCGCCGCAAGUGGCCUGUUCCAGGCCUUCAUGGUAGCUGAUGAGCGAGGUAAAUCCUACGCGGGGAAAACGAGGGGAAAAACGAGGGAAAUCUGAACGCCUGGAACAAGCUGCGCCUCAAGUUUCCAAAAAUCCUAAAGGAUGUCAGGAGCCCAUUACCCGGAGCCUCCAUACACACUGUAUUCUUGAGUCUGGCUUUGCUCGUAUCUUUUUAUUUUUAGAACAGUCUCAAGUUUCGAUUUCCCGCUUGUUUUCGCCUGCGUCCGCAAGUGAAACAAAAAAAAAAAUGGCGGCGAAAGCGAAAGGACGCUGAUGUCCUUUUCGAGUAAACCCUUUUUCCGAUAUUCUUGCAAGUUCGGUCCACUAUUACUCAUUUCCAACCCAGGAAACCUGAUAACCUUUAAGAAAUGUUGAUAAAUAACUCCCCUGAACUUCAGCUUUGGAUUUUUUUCUUUUUUCGAUACGAGCCAUCUUGAUCAGGCACUGUUAUAGCUUCAGAUGAACAGCCCUUAGUAAUGUAAGCUUUGCAAUCAAUCAAUCAAUCAAUCAAUCAAUCAAUCAAUCAAUCAAUCAACAAUCAUAUCUUGUUUUCAAUUCGGAUUUUAGAAUAGCAUAUCUGAUAGCAUCUCCGAAAGAGAAAUAAUUAUAAAUAAAAUGAAAUGAAAAUAGAAAUAGUAGAAUUAAAACACAUGCCAUAUAGACAUCAGUUACACACCUAUGUAAUACAUACAACUAUUUUUUAAAAGUUUUAAACUGUUUUAUACAUCGUUUGAAAGUAUUUAGAUCAGGAGCGCGUCUCGUUUCAUCGGGCAGAAAAUUCCUGGUGGAAAUAGCUAAGUACUGAAAAGUGUUUAGUCCAAAAGUAGUAGUGGCCAUCUUCCGCACAAGGUUUAGAGCAAUGGGGGACUCUGGGUGAUGGGCUCCUGACGAUGUCCAUCAUGAUAGCCUGGAACAGCCGACAUUUCGCGACGUGGAACAAACGCAGAAUUUUUACACUGAUGACGCAGCGCUAAGUAGAUCUGGGUUCAUAAUGUUUCUAAAUUGAUUGAAGCAAAUUUUUAACCAAUCAGAAGCACUUUGUUGCUGGUCCCUUGGACAUGAGAUUGUUAUAUCGAGGUUCCGCCUAAGUCCCCGUGUUUUUAAGAUUUAUCAGUGAGAGUGGACCGUCCUUGUGCUUGCCGAAUGGCGAGUCAGACCAAGAUGCUACAUGAAUAUAACCUAACUCUGGUAUCUCUUUCAUUAAAACGCACUAAUAUAAGAAUACUUUGUACUGGAAUGUGAAUAAUAUUUAUUUUUGUUUUGCUUUUGUUUUUUUCUCGUAGAAUAUUUGGUGUACAUGAGAUUUGUGUAAAGGAAGAUGACAAGAAAUGAUGUGAAGAAGACAGGACAUCGUUUGUCCUUUAACGGUACAGAGAAGCCAAUCUAUCAGUCUCAGUAAUUUUCGUCUUUUGUCGGAAUUCACGGCUUUGAAGACUAUAAACCGUCAAGUAGUUUUACAACUGAGAAUGUAAGAACAUAUCUGAAAUAACUGUAUGGCCAACUGUAUAAAUCUUUAAAUGCUAUAUACAAAGAUUGGUAGGCUGAAGAAAAAGCAGAAUCAGUGAAG